Messenger RNA from Eurytemora carolleeae, 2612 nucleotides. Its product is annotated as histone deacetylase complex subunit SAP130-A. The transcript is spliced from 25 exons. Gene Ontology annotation, biological process: negative regulation of transcription by RNA polymerase II. NCBI's taxonomy places the organism in Eukaryota, Metazoa, Arthropoda, Copepoda, Calanoida, Temoridae. Bases 9 to 2612 code for a protein of 867 amino acids. Gene Ontology annotation, cellular component: Sin3-type complex. The record is from RefSeq and is a predicted model, not a curated record.
UUAUAAAAAUGAGCGGGAAGGAGGGACCUCAGCCUCCCCCACUACAGCUCUCCUCGGGGGUUUGUGUGAGUAUCAGUUCUGCUCCUAUUGAACUAAAAAGUGGCCAAGUGCUGCCAUCGCAGAUUAGGAUCCCAAAUGUUGGUGGAACUUCCAUACAAAGAGUUCCAAUUGGUUCCAUUGGUUCCUCGUCAGUUCAGCAACGCAGCAUUUCACAUCCUCCAUUGGUAACUGUAGUCCCUGCACCAGGACGAGUUCUCGGAUCUGUUUCUAAACCAAGUCUCUCAUCUGUAUCCAAUAUAACCAUGCUCCCGAGUUCAGGACGAGUCACUUCUUUAUCCCAAGUUCGACCAGGGACCAGACCCGUCCUAUCUGCUCCCCAACCUUCCAGGACCACUACACCCCAACCAAGGUCUGCUAUUGCGACUCCUAUUAUCCGUGGAAAUUCGAUGACUUCAAUGGUGACACUUUCCGGUGUCCAGGGACAUAGUAUCCGACCCAACCCAUCUUCAGUUGGAAGGAUUAGCAGUACAACCGCUGCCGGUCAAUUCAAUACCCUGACAACCCAGGCUAUUACAGUUGGGGGAGGAAGGUCGACGAGGCCAGCCACUGUACUUCCUAUCGGAGCUCGACCAGUUUCUAUGACACCACUUUCUUUCAGGCCUGGGCAGCCUGGAGCUCGUCCCUCAGGAGAUACAAGGGUAUCCCUAGCUCAGACUAAACCCCUAGCUAGCCCUAGUUUAGGGGCUAAACCCUUAGCUGGUUCUAGUUUAGGGGCUAAAUCCCUAGCCAGUUCUAGCUCAGGGGCUAAAUCAAUCAAUAUUCCGUCUCAUAUAGGGGUUGGUAUCUCACCGCAGGUUGGUGUGGCAAGUCAGGUUGCCUUGAAGCCCGCAAUGUCCCCCAGGGGUGCCCAGGUUGGGGCUGUGGCUAGGGGUGGAGGCAGGAUGGUCAGCCCUACUCCCCUCGUUUCUCUAACCCCCAGUACACAUAUACAGGUCCCUAUGGUCCCUACUGGUCCUAAACCUCGUGUUCAAAGGAUGGUUGCUCCUGGUUCCUAUCACGGAGUUGGGUUGGUUUCCACCGCUUCAUCAGUUCAAGGUGUUGGCUCCGGGCUCAUGGUACCCAAUACAGUAGGACUAGCUGCUCCCAGCUCACUUGCUUCUCUUCAGAUCUCAGCUCCACGAACAGUUACCCUACCAUAUACAGGACAGCAAGUUAAAGGGGGAGCCACUGUUGCUCCAGGUAUACCAGUUGCUCGUGUAACUCCACAACCAAGUCAAAACAGGGAUGGAGGAGUAGGAGGGGGAGGUAGUGGUGGUGGUGGGGGUAAUCCUAGUUUUGUUUUCCUCCCUGUAUCCCGGACAGAACAGACAGCUAGAGCAGAACCACAUCUGGCCCAACCCAUGCCGGUCAAUCUCACUGUUACAGAAAGAGCAAUCAGGGCCCCUGCUAUGACUAUGCCAAGUUUUACACCAACCAUCCUGUAUGAAUCUGGUAGAACUGAGAACUCUGUUACAAUAACAACUCUGCCAGCUCCAGGAGCUCAAGCUCAGGCUCAGGCUCAGGCUCAGGCUCAAGCUCAAGCUCAAGCUCAAGCUCAAGCUCAGGCUCAGGCUCAGGCUCAGGCUCAAGCUCAAGCUCAAGCUCAAGCUCAAGCUCAAGCUCAAGCUCACGCUCAGGCUCAAGAUAUGGGCGGAAGCAUUCUUCAACAAACAGGAGGAGCGACCAUAACACCUGUAAGAAUAACCCCGAUCCUACCAACACAAGAACAAGAAAAACCGGUGCCAGGAUCCCCUCGACCUUCUAUACUGAGGAAACGGGAUGGAGAAGGAACUCCUAUUAAGAUGAACCCCCCUGGAUCUCCACCUAACCGACCUGACUCGUCUAGUGGGUCCAGCACAGUUUCAGUUCCUAGCUCAGCAGCACUCUCAGGAGAUGAACAGACUGCUCCACCAACUGUACAAACUGCGCCUCUCCAACCCGAACCUUCUCCAAGAAAGAAACCUAGAAAACAGCAGUUGCCUCCUUCUAACCCGGUCAACGUGAGCCCUGAGUGGGUGGCGGUCAAACGAGAGCUAGGAGCUCGAGAUAGGUUGGAAUGGGAGGGCGGGCGUGUUCUGAGCAGUGGUGAACCUGGGUGGGAGGGGCGUGUCAGCAACUGGAACAGUGGGACAGGGCGUGGUUGGACUGGUGAGGGACGAGGGUGGGGCCCGGGGGUGUGGCAGGAUAUAAAGGAAACUGACCAGGCAGAUGAUGAGGAGGAGUUAACAAGUGAUGAGGAGAGGGAGAAGGGGUCGAAUUUCCUGAAGGGAAAGCCGAUGAUGACCUUGAGAGAUAAUAAACCCUGGAAAUCUCGACACAAUCAUUUUCUCAGAUUUUCAGAUGUUAAACCAAAGGAUGAGCGAAGACCGACUGUGAACGAACUCGCCAACCAGAAAUACGUUUACCAGAAAAUCAACGGGUGGAAGAUUUUCCAUUUAUCAGCUGGUAUGGAGGAUAUUAUUGAUAUGGAGUCAGAGUUAUCAAAGAAAUUUCAACAGAUUGGAAAGCGAUUAGAAGAAUCAGCAAGUAAGUUUUUAAAAACUAGGUGGAGAAUACAGAGUAUGUCCACCUAA